Hylaeus volcanicus is the source of this 914-nucleotide messenger RNA. Its product is annotated as juvenile hormone esterase-like. The transcript has 3 exons. The record is from RefSeq and is a predicted model, not a curated record. Lineage: Eukaryota; Metazoa; Arthropoda; Insecta; Hymenoptera; Colletidae. The annotation marks the transcript as partial.
AAGGGAUAGAGAACGGGGUUGAGUGCCUACCAGCAGAGAUGGGCAAAACCCUUGGCUUCGAAUAAAUUUGAAGUGUGUCGAUGUGUUUGUCUCGUUUCCUUCUUUGGAAAAUGUUCAAAAGAGUCUAGAGAGAGGGACGCUCGGCCCGCUUAAACCUCCUCAGGUUGCCCCUUUUUUCACGCUGCAUAGGUGUAAGGUCUCUCCUAAAACUCCUGUGUUUUAUUUACCUUUCGUUUCUAGGUGUACGAUAACAGUAUGCACAUUAAUCUGACCUUAGAUGAGAAUGUAUUACAUAAUUGAUAAUUUAAGACCAGUUAUUAGAUAACAUUAUGUACAUUACGUGGCUUGAAGUGCAGGUGGAAGAAGUAUAUAAACCCAUGUCUGAGCUGAUUCGAACGUGUCACACAGUGCAUACACACUUCCAGGAAGGAUGAAGCUCUCGAUAGUUGCGGGUAUUGCUUUUCUAGCUACGGUGGCAACAUGUCGAAAUUUAACGGAAAUCGUACACAUCGAUAAGGGACCGGUCCGAGGUUUUGUAACGAAGACUGCGUUUCACAAUAUAUCGUAUUCAGCCUUCUUAGGAAUUCCUUACGCGAAACCACCUGUAGGAGACCUCAGAUUCAAGGCUCCUGUGGAAAUAAAUCCUUGGACGAAUGUGUACAAUGCCACAUUACAGCACGAUGUGUGCCCACAAAUACUGGGCAAAUACGACGGAAGUGAAGAUUGUCUGCACCUGAAUGUAUACACUCCCAAGCUGAACUUCACCAAAAAGGAAACCGUGAAGCCGGUGUUGGUAUGGAUACACGGUGGUGCAUUCAUGAAUGGAGCCAAUGCUAUGGAUAUGUCUGGUCCUGACCGGUAUAUUGAAGAAGAUGUCAUCAUGGUCGCGAUGAAGUAUCGUCUUGGUCCUUUAG